GUUACGUUAGUAGCGGUUUUGAUUUCAAUACGUUCGUUUAAAGCGGCGUUAGAAAAAACUCACUAGCGCGUGUAUUAUUAUUUUUUUUAUUAAGAAUAAACUGUGUGUAUUUUUGAAAGAAAAAAACCUUAGAAAUUAAAAUUAUGAAAUAAAAAAAAAUAUUUGCAAAAAUUAUAAAAUACCCAAAAAAAUUAACCACAAAAUUUAUAAGAUUGCAAUUUUGUUUGAAAGAAAGAAAGAAAAAAAAAUACAACGACAACAGCAAGUAACUAAAUGUGAUAAGCUUAAUUAUUUUGCAAAAACAAAAAUACCUUCAUACAUACAAUAAAUAUUUUUAUACCUUUAUCGCCGGUCGCGUCUUUAGAUUUUGGUGAAUUAUUCAUUCAUUCAAUCAUACGUUGUUUGCUUUAAAAAAAAAAUUGUUGUUUCUUCUUUAUUAUUUUUUUUGAAAAUUUCAUUUCGUUAACUAUUUAUUUUUGUGCAAUUUAUUUGUUAUUUUGUGUGUUUGUGCAAUAAUUUAUUUUAACUUUCGAAAAGUAAUUAACAAAGUUAGUUUGUUUUUCGCACAGCAAUUUUUCACGAAACAUACAUACGUUAAAAUUAAAGCUUAAUUUGGAUUUGGAUUAAUUAAAUUAUAACAAAAAGCUUGGAAGACAAUAGCAAAACCACUUACAACUUGAAUUAUAUUGUAUUGAAUCCCCACCCAUACAAAAUUCAAAUAAAAACAUCUACAAACAAAUACAUAAAAAUAACUUAAAUAACAAAUACCAAAGUUAAAACAAUCUAUAAGAUUUUAACAUACGAUUUUGGAAAGAAUUUUCAAAACUUGUUGCUGCAAAACCAAACAAACAACAACAAAAUAUGUAGAAAUACAAAAUAAAUAAUUGAAAAAAAUAAUAAUAUUUUAGUUUAUUGCAAAAAAAUUUAAAAAAAAAUGAUUUAACAUGCAAUACAAUUAAAUCAAAGUAAAGUAAAGUUUUGGAAACAAAAUCACAAAAUAGCGUGCCUUCAUAUACAACAUAAAAAAUUUAUAUCAAAAAAAGAAAAAAAAGUUUAAAAUACUUGCUAGUGAAUACAAUUAAUAAGAAAAAAGUGGAAAAUUAUUGCAAAAAAAAAAAAGAAAAUAAAUUUUGCUAAAAUGCCAAAAAAUUAAAAUAAAAUUAUAAAUGCCAGCUGGUACCACAAAAAUAUAAAAAAGAAGUGAUUCAAUGGUUUAAAAAAAAUCAAGAAAUACCGCCAAUAAUUGAACGAUUUUCCAUAAAACGUUACUUUAAAAAACAGUCAGUCCAUCAUUAACUAAGCCAGAGCAACAGGAGACGACGACUCCUCUACAUGUAACACGCCGACUAUGUUGUAUGAGGUGGGGCCUAGAUAUUGUAAGAGUAUUAAGAUGUUAUUGCCUGGAUUGCAUGUUUUAAACAGUUUCUAUGCCCAUUGAUUUUUAUAUAUGCAUAAAAUUUUUAUAAUUUAAUUAUAUGUAUUUUUACUGUUGCUGCUUCUGCUACACUAGAGUUAAAAUCAUUUAAUUAAAAGCAACAAUAACAAAAGAAAAGUUUAACUAAAACAAAAAAAUAAAAAUUAAAGCAAAAAUUAUCAUAAUCCAUUAUGGAUGCCUCCGAAGUUUUGUAUUCAACGCCAGCAAUUGCUGCAACGAAUGCAUUGUCAACUGAAAUGUCAUUAACACCCACAACACAAACUCAGCAGCUACAGCAACAGCUACAACAUCAACCAACGCCACUAUCACCAUUAGCAACAGCUACAGCACCAACAACACCGAGGACAACCACUCAUACGCCAAGAGAAAUACCAACCAUGUACAUUUUGGAUCAGAUGUAUGACGAUUAUAUGGAUCAAUGCAACGGCAACAAUAUUACCACGCCCACUGAGGUACCCGAUACGACUGCCAGCCUGGAGCUGGUAGCAUGUCCCAUAUGUGCGCGAACCUUUAAUCCGGUAACUUUGAGGAAACAUGUGGGCAUUUGUGAAAAAAUGACUACAAAAAAACGUAACAUUUUCGAUUCAUCACGGCAGAGACGUGAGGGUACCGAUUUGGCCACAUAUCCAUUGCCCAAGAAUUUUGGUUUACCGGAAAAAGCCACAUCGAGUACAUCGAUAGCACAGGCUAGAAACGAAAGGGGACAAUCACCAAAGCCAGCUGUACAACAGGUCUCCUCUCCCAUUUUGACACGCAAAAAACCAGCGGAAGAUUUGAUAAGAUCCACAGCUCGUGCUUCUAUGCGUAAAGCUGUAUCCUCUAACAAUACUACUCCCACGGCGACAGCUGCAGCCACCAACUCCUCCAACGUUACGCCUUCCAGUAACUUUAAUCGUGAUCGUAUGCGUUCUUCAGAACGUUCUUUGACUAGAAGUCGGGGUAUUCAGCCAUUACCUGCCGAACAGUGUCCCCAUUGUGAAAGAUGUUUUGGCAUUAAGGCCUAUGAUCGUCAUGUGGAAUGGUGCAAGGAGAAGGCUAUACAGGCGGCCAUAAAACAUGGCGGUUCUAAGAAUGAUGGCAGUGUGGCCAAGGCCCGUUUGGAGGCUCGUACUAAAUAUAGAGCUCCCUGUUUGAAAACCAAACGUUCUCUGAACCGUGAAAAGUAUUCCGGUAUAGCUGGCGAAGAACAUGAAAUGGAAGACACAUCCAAAUGUUCGAAAACCAAUGGCAACAAAACCCAAGAGAAUAGCUUAAUGUCUAUGUCCAUGACCUCUUCCAUGUGUAGCGAAAGUGGUUUGCCUGACAACUAUGAUCCAUUUUUGUCGGCCAAACGACAGCUCGAGGAGCUAUGUUCUCCCACAUCCGACACGGUCGAUAUACCAACAACACCCCAAACACCACAACUGCCCAGUUUUCCGGCCACACCAAAUACUAGUAGCAACAAUAAAAUGACUACAUCACUUAUACUCAGCUCUUCAACACCAAAUACAACGCCCAAUCUAAUGACUACAUCACAAAUACCCCAGCAGACCCAAAAAACUACUCCCACACUAGCGAGAUCUUCCAGCUUUAGGCGCACAUCAUCUCUAAGGGGACCUCGACGAUCGCCCAUGUUAUCGGCUCGUCCUCCGUUAUUUGCACAAAAACAUCGUCCCACCAUACAGCGUGGUCUAUCGGAUGAAGGACCCAUUUCCACCAAUUUCCUUAAGCCCGAGGAAUAUGAUGAAAUGCCCGUAAGAUCGGUGUGUGUCAAUGAUUUUGCUGCUAACAAAAGUCCUAGGGUGGUAAGAAGAGACACUUCCACUUCGAAUCGUAAACAGCCCCUGAAGUUGAACAUAAAUGCGGCCAAUGCCCAGAGCUCUAGUGCCUCAGCAUCGCCAAAUGUUGUGCAACCGGAAGUGGUAAGCCACAAUACCGCCUCUAAAUAUGUCUCGAAAACUGAUUCUUUGGCGGUAUUUUUAAAAUAUGAACAUGAAUUGGAAAAGCUAAACCAAAUUGCUUCAGAAAAUGAGCAUAAAAUGGAGAAUUUAUUGGAAGUAAAGACACCCUCUACGGCUUCCACAAUAACUACAACGCCGGUCACCAAUCUGGAUGGCCCCUUAAAUGCCAAGGAACUCAAGGACAAAAGCAAUAAUUUGAGUAAACAAAAUUCAGCUAAAAAUAUUAAGGCCGAUAUUUUAGCGGCAAGCGAAAGUAAUGAGAAUUAUGACAUUAAUCAGCAGCAUACAACAAGUGAUUUGGAUUCAAGCAAAUAUGGACAAGUUCGUUUGGCUCCUUUGGCCACAAAACCCUCGACACCUUUAACCAAGCCCAAUACACCCCAACUACAGCAGCAGCAACAGUCUAUACCAACACAAUUAACACCUUUAAAUGUUAAAAAUUCUGUACAACAAAAUCAAGAGCAUAAAGCACCCAAAUCUCCUAAACCAGUGGCCUUAAGUUCGAUAUUUGGUGGUGGUGUUGAUAAUAAAACCACAAAACAAGCUUCUCUUUUAUACUCAGAACGUAAAAAUGCUAUGGGUUCCGAAUAUAUAGAUCCCAAGCUGAUAAAUAAAUGUGAUAAUCUUCCAAUUAAUGUUAAUCUGAAACGUACAGACUUUAAACAUUCAGAUUCUGAUACUUCCGAACCACGUAUGGAACACUUUUCUUCCUCGUCAUCAGAAUCUUCGGCACCGUCGAAAAAACCCACUAGUCUAGCAACACAUGCUAAAUUUUUGCCCACGGUAAAGCAACAAUCACCACAGCAACCAGAACAAACCAAUAAUUUAAAUAUAAAUCAAAAUCAAAAUCAUCUACCAACAUCGGUAACAAAUAGUCAACGUAACUCGGCAGAGGGACGUAAUCUGUUGAAGCGACGCAUGCGUUUGGGUCGUAAUCAAUUUCUAUAUGAUGCCUCACCAGAGGGUGACUCCUGUUCGGCUGACGAUGAGGGCGCCAAUCGUUCCUCCAUGGAGGGUGAUGCCAUGCAUCAUCACAAUCUCUUGAGAGAACAAGAAAAGGCCUUUGAACGUUUAGGCUCAUCAGUGCAAGUGAAUCCAAUCGAGGCACCAUUUAUACCACCCUUGCCGGCCUUUGAUGAUUUUGAUUUCGAGGAAUUUCUAUCAUCAUUUGAAAAUGAUGAAGAGCAAUUUCCUCUCUUCAAAGAUUGUAGAGAAUUUCUAAUGAAUCGCACAUCGAAGAAACAAAGAUCGAUGUUAUUGCCGAAUUCUACAGCACAAAACACUAACAACAACAACAACAACAGCACUCACAACAACUCUACGAAUUUCAAAAAAUCCUCCUCCCCACAAACAUUCCCACCCCUAACGCCUCAAUCACAAUCACACUCUACCACCGGCGGGCAACACUUUCAAUUUCCCUCACUGCCUCAGCAUCCAAAAAAUCUUUUCAAUUCCUUUUCCCUCAACACCAGGUCCAGAAAUAAAUACGAUGAACUAACCGCCACCAAAUCAACGGAUACAUUUUGUCUAAACUCAAACACAGAAGAUUUCAAGGAGCUUGAUAACCACAGUAUCAAUCAAAAGCGUGAGAUCUUUAUCAGCAUAGAAACCGAACAAAAUGAUUUGGAUAAAUCACCCAUUUCACCCAACUCCAUACGCAACAUUGUGGGCAAUCCCCAGACCGUUGUAGAAGUGGAGGUGGAUGCCGCCCACGACAAUAAGUUUAGUAAAAUAUCAGACGAUGAUGAUGCGGAUACUUCGCAGAAUUUGUGCAGAUCGAAAAACUUUUCCGGUCAUUUGAUGGCCGAACGUUUGCCCAAUGUUCAGCUGAAUAAUGCCAAAAAUUUGAUACAAAAAAUGCAAGAAGAUUUUCGGCAAAUGGGCGAUGAAAUGAGCGGCAAUCUAAGGCUGACAAUGGAGCAUAGAACUACUGCACCGCUUGAUGUGAAUAUGAAUACAAACUCCACUAUGCCCUCAUCAGCACGCAAUAUGGUGAAAAUGAAUCGGGCAGCUGGCACUCCAAGUGGAGAUGCCUAUGGCGACUCGGAUGAACUAAGCAGUCUGGAUGGUUAUCCCUUGUCUUCGCCGAAUUCACGUUUGGGUGUUAGUUCGAAAACCAGUGCAGACUCGGCGUAUGGAAGUCUCUCACGUCAACGUUCUUCGGAACUAACAUCCCAGCGCAGCUCUAGUCGCAGUCGACCCAUGGCCUCCAACACAGCUAAUACACUGCUAAAUCGACCCCUUACAGAAGAAUCGUCCCUGGGACGUUCAAGACAAUUAAGUGCCUCGUCGAGUAGCAGUUCUGAGCAUGCUUUGCCACCCAUCACAAGCAGCAAUAGUUUUCACAAGCUACAACAACAACAGCAGCAGCAACAACAACAUCUCUACAAUAAUAACAACAACAACAACAACAUUGCCAACGAUUUAGAUGAACUGAUGCGCUAUGAACGUAGCGGCAGCAACACUAAUACUAACAACAAUUACGAUAUACAGCCCACACAUGCAUUAUUGACGGGAGCAGCAAAUUCUCACUCAAAUCUGGAGUCAUUGCAACAGUACCCGUCUAACUCCACCAUGAGCUCAAGUAUGAAAGUAUCAAAAUUCUGUCAUGAAUGUGGCAGUAAAUUUCUACUCGAACAAGCUAAAUUUUGUAUGGAUUGUGGUGUUAAACGUAUAGUAUUGUAGUCAGUUUUACUUUAAUAAAAAUAAUAAUAAUCAACAUCAUUGUCAUUUGUUUAACUAAGCAGUCAGUGUAAGCUUAAUUAAACACUUUGUAACUGCAUAUAGUUUUGCAUAAAUUCAAAUUGUAGAUUAUUUUUUUUGUAGAUUGUGAACUACUACUAAAUACUACUAUUAGUGGUUAAGUUUGUUUUUUUUUAAAUUAAUAUUUAACAAUACAUUUUUUUAUAUAUAUUUUCUAAUACUGACUUUAUAUACAUACAAUACAUAUUUAGUUUAAUAAAUCAUAUUUACUAUAUAAUAUUAAUCAUAAUUAUAUUUUAACAAAUUUCUCAAAAGAACAAUAAAUAACGAUCACAAAUUUAAUAAGGAAGAAAAACCAAACCAAACGAAUACUAAAAAAUAAAAAUUGUAUCAAAAAUUUACGAACAAAUAUUAAAUAUGAAAACGAUAAAUUAUUUAUUUAAACUUUUUUUAAUAUUAAAUUUUUAUCUCGCUCUCUUUAAUUCAACAGAUAUUGAUUAGAAUAUAACGAUAAUGUUAGUAUAUAUACAACACUGUAAUUAUAGCAAGAAGUCCUUUAGAUAUUUUAUACCCUACAUAGAUCGAAAACUCUCCUAUCAAAUUCCUAACUCAGUUGCCAAAAACCUAAGUGCUUAGAAUGUAUUAUUACGCGUGUGCUGAUGUUUGUAACGCCCAAAAAUAUUAGUCGAACGCCCACCUAAAAGUAUAACGAUCGACUCAGAAUCACUUUCUAAUAGAGAUGGGUUGUUCAUGAACGAACAAGAACAAUUCAGUCAAGUGAAUAGUGUGAAGUUGUUCAAUCUUAGUGUUCUUUUUAUUCGUUUGAUAUUACUGUAGAUCAUUGGUCUCCAGCAGUACGCCCGCGGGCACCGACUAUGUGUGAGUUUCUUAUAUAUGUGAAACCGAAAUUAAAAAACGAAUAUGAGUUAUUUUACAAGCGUUGCCAAUGAAGGAUAUUUUCAUAAGAAAUUUGGUUCAGUGUACACACAUCGUAACAAUAGAAUACGAAGCAAAUCUAUUUUUGUGAGAGUUUGGUUAACAAUGAUGUAGAUGUUUGAAAUUUAUAUUUUGGAAAACUUAUUUAAAUGGCAUUUAAGUAGCUUGAAUUUUAUUAAAUCAGCUUUUAGUUUUCUUCAUUAUUAUAAAUCCAGUUGAAUUUAUUUUCAAAUGCAAUUGUCACCAGUUCGUUUGCACACUAUCUACAAAAACAUUUACAAAGAAAUCAUUCAAUCACUUAGUUCAGUCAAACAUCGCAGAAUCAAUAUGACCAACUGCAUAAAUAGAACAAUCUUGUUCAUUUAUUUGUUCUGAAUAGAAAUUAAUAAUCAGUUAAAAGAACGAUUAUGCAUUACUCUACUUUCUAAGCCGACUAAACGAUGUCCAUCCGUCCUUCUGUCUGGCUAUAUGUCCAUGUAACCUUGUCCGCGCCUGCUGUAAUUUAUUAUAUGGUCGUUUUAUUUUAUUUUUUAAUAAAUAUUUUUUCGAAAUCUUCAGUUUAGUAACUAGUUCUAGAGAAGUUUUACGAUGCAAACACACAGUCAAAGAUACAGUUUUGAUACUUUUAAAGACAGAGCCAAGAUGAGGAAUAUUUAAUUUGUAACGGCAAUAUUGUAUCAUUAACUUAGAGAAGGCACAAUUUUAAAUUAAACAGAUUCUCACAUCGAAUUGUGACAGGUUUGAUACUUAAAAAGAAAGGGUCAAGGUAAGGACUAUUGAACCUGUAUCCCCUUCGACAAUAAUGUAUCAUUAACCUAACGAAGGCGAUUAUCCCUCUGACUCUCAUCUUCGGCAGAUAAUUCGAGAUUUGUGCUUAAUGUUUCUUGCGAAGGAACUUUAUUAUCUUCAUAUUUUGUUAUUUUAUUCAGGAGCUGUAUUUAAAGACAAGUCUAAAGAGCUAAAUUACAGGAAAUUGAUCUAAAUAAAUAUUUGUUUAAUGUUUCAAGCAAAUUAAGAACAUGAGCGGAGUAGGACAUAUUAAAUCAACUAAUUCCGUGAGUAUAAUCCAUUAUUUAGUUUCAUUUAUCGAUACCUAAAAAUUUAUGUUUUCGAUCAGAGUAACCUCAAGUUCUAAAUUAAUUUGUAUUCAAAAUUAAUUAACCGUAAUAAAUUUGCAUGUUUUACUGAUUUCUUUAUUUUAUUUAAGUUCAAAUUAAAUAAAACUUAGCACCUUAUUCAGAAACAAAUACAGAAAAUUGUUUUUAAAAUUUCUUUCUGAUAAGUAUUCAAAAAAAAAUUUAAAAGUUAAGUUACUUUCAUACAGAGCUUCGAAUUAAUUCAUAAUGGAAUUAACAUAACUGAAUUAAAAUAGUUGUUCUUUAUUAAAUUUGUUAUUGCUUUAUUUUUAAUGAUUUACAAAAUGAAUGAAAAAAAUUGACUAGACCUUAGUUUAAUGUAAUUGAUUUGAAUUGAGGAAAAUUGAAGCUAUUUUGUAAUGGAUUUGAAUUAAAGAAAACAUGAAUGAUUCAAUAAAGAAUGAAUUCUUAAAGGUAUGAAUUCAAUACGUAGGGAGUUCUAAGGAAUUAAGACAAAGAAUUAAUUCGUGCUUGAUGGCUUUUAAUGGAAAUGUUUAUAGGACAUUCGAAAAUUUAAUUUGAUGUUGAAUAUUCAAUUAAGAAUAAAUUAUAUCGAACAUUUGCUUUCUUUUGCGAACUUUUUACAACAAAAUUUCCAUUCGUGUUUCAGAAUUGAUUAGGUUUCAUGGGCAGCCACUUAUCAAGCAGCUCAAUUGGGUCCGUUCAAAACAGAUACCAUUGUAACUAGAUUCUCUGAUGAAGGUAUGCAUACUUCUCAGAUUCAUCAGAAUAAGAACGUUAAUAUUUGUUUGAGAACUUCUUAAUAUAAUAUCAGUGUUGCAUUUUUCAGACAUUAUCGUGUAAACUAUUACAACAUGUAACAUUUUAGAAACAAGUUUAAGUGCUUGAGAAAUUAUAGCGUUUUAAAUUGGUAACAAAUGUAAUUUCAUAUCAAAAUUUAAAGAAAUUUGAGAAAAUACAUUUAUAUUUAAAGAGAAUGGAACAUUCUCAAACAUUUAAGGUUUGAGAAAGGCUUUGUUCAAUUCAUUUUCAAUGUUAUAACAAAUCUGUCUGCUGGAAUGUUUCAUGUAUAAAACUGUUAACUUUUGAUUUAAUUUAUUUUUUAAUAUACAAUAAAUACUAUGCCUUAUUUAAAUAAUAAAUACAAUUAAUUUAAUAUUAAAAGUCUUGCUAGCAAAAAGGUCUAAGUGUAAUUUAAAAAAAAAAUUAUAUUUGAAAGCCUUCUCCAAAACAUCUCUACUAAUUCCAAAGUUAUCACACCUGAUCACGAGCAAAUUUCUAUGGCUUUCAUAAAAAAAACUAAUUUUCGGUUCAACUGAAAUAUUGUUAAAAAAAACCUUUUUGUUGACUUUUUCAAGGCGAAGAUAUAUUUAACGAUUUACUAACUUAUAAAAUAGAAAAAAAAAAACUCACAACUAAACCAAAUUUAUUAUAUAGAAUACAUUUCUUUUAAUAUUAAAUUUAUUAUUCUAAUAUAGAUACAAUCAUAUACAUAAUUUUCUAAUUUAUCAUUUAAAACCAGAGUUAAUAUACAUAUAAAUAUAUAAAUAUUUAAUAACAAAUAAAUAGCUAUAAUAAAAAACAAUAUAUUCAUAAUAAACAAUUGUCACAAUGGCCGGCUUUAAAAAUUUAACCAUUAUAAAUAAAUAUUGUAGUUUUUCAAACAUGCAAUUAAAAAUAUUUAAUAUUUUUUUAAUAAAAAUAAAAGUAUUCCUUACCAAAAACAAUAAA
This is a messenger RNA of Calliphora vicina (urban bluebottle blowfly), 9842 nucleotides long. Its product is annotated as mucin-2. Lineage: Eukaryota; Metazoa; Arthropoda; Insecta; Diptera; Calliphoridae. The transcript is spliced from 7 exons. The record is from RefSeq and is a predicted model, not a curated record. The coding region runs from base 1606 to 6060 and encodes 1484 amino acids.